GCGCGUGAGCCAAGUCCAAAGUGACUUUGCCUGUCACCACAUGGAGUGUGUGUGCUGCAAGCAGCAGACGGCAGUGAGGAAAUCUAGCUCCACAUCGGUGAGCCAGGUGCACGCCCAGGCCACAGAGGCGAUGGCGGAACAAGCCUAUACCAUACCGGUGUUCCGGCAGAGGACUGCGGAUGAGGGGACGGAGGAGUACCUGCGAGUGAGCACCAACGUUGAGAAAGGACUGACUGUGAUUCAGGACGAGAUCCACAGGAUGAGGAUGGCCACCAAGGCCCAAGUGGAGAGUCUCGCUAUCCAGAGAGAGGUUAAAAGCAUGAUGUACCGGAGGGCGGAUUUGACGGACGAAAUCCCGAAGAUGCCGGACUUCCUGGUGGCCCUGCGGCCUCACACCGUGUGGGAGAAGACCCCCGUCAGGCUGUUCUGCACCGUGCAGGGGAACCCCAGGCCCAUUGUCAAAUGGUACAAAGGAGGCGUGCCGGUCGACCCACUGAGCGCCCCCGGGAAGUACAAGAUGGAAAACAAGUAUGGAGUCCACGGUUUGAUCAUCAGCAGGUGUGUUGUUAGUGAUACUGCCGAGUACAGCGCUGUGGCCACCAACCAACAUGGCACUGCUACCAGCAAGGCUACAGUUACUGUGAAGAGACCAUCCGGAGCCGGGGAGUCCAGCUAUCUUGGUUUAGUGCCUCGCCUGACCCAGAUCCACCCCAGUAAGCUGGAGGUCAGCCUGCUGGAUCGGUUCUCCGUGAGCUUCGGGGUGGAGGGCGGCUCCAUCAGCCUGGUGUGCUCCAUGGUGGUCGUCCCCGACCUCCCCAACCUCCCCCCCCUCGUCCAGUGGUUCAGAGACGAUAAACUGCUGACCCCGGGUCAGCUGGCGGAGAUGACGGCGGGCGGAGGAGCGGCCCGGCUGACGCUGCCCCACCUGGCCAAGGACGACGAGGGCCUCUACACCCUCCGCAUCUUCACCCAGGACGGCACGGCGGAGCACAGCGCCUACCUGUUCGUCUCCGAUGCCGCCCCCUCCGUGGCCGGGGCCCCCGGCGCACCGAUGAGCGUGAAGGCGUACGACGUCAACGCGGACUACGUCCUGGUGGCGUGGAAACCCCCCAACACCGUCAACGAGGCGCCGAUCACCGGAUACUUCGUGGACCGGCGUGAAGCCGGCAGCGACGCCUGGGUCCAGUGCAACGACGCCCCAGUGAAGGUGUGCAAAUACCCGGUGCACGGCCUGAAGGAGGGCCGCUCCUACCACUUCCGGGUCCGAGCCGUGAACGCCGCCGGCGUCAGCAGGCCGUCCCGCGAGACGGGCAGAGUGACCGCCCUCGACGCCGCCGAGGACGAGAGGCUGCAAGUGAUUAAGAUCGAAGGGAAAUACGACGUAGUGAUCAAGCAGGAUGACCUGGAAGGCCACGUGACGAUCCCGUUGGCGCCCACCGACGUGCACGCGUCCGAGGUUCUGCGGUCGUACGUCGUGCUGAGCUGGACGCCGCCGAGCCCUCGAGGACGAGCGCCGCUGUGCUACGUCAUCGAGAAGUGCUUAGCGGGCACUGGCGCGUGGCAGCGGAUCAACGCGGCCGUCGCGCUCCACUCGCCCCGCUUCCCGGUUUUUGAUUUGCAAGACGGGCUAAAGUACGAGUUCCGCGUGUAUUCGGUGAACCGGCACGGGGCCAGCGGGCCGUCGGAGCCCUCCGGGCCGGUGCAAAAGGGGGAGGAGGACGGUAAGGACCACGUGAUCAGCGCCCCCUCUGCUCCCGGUCAGGUGGUCUCCACCAGGAACACCAAGUCCUCGGUGUUCGUGCAGUGGGAGCCCCCGAAGCACCUGAACAACCUGGUGGGGUACUACAUCGACGGCCGCGCGGCCGGAACCAAGGACUGGUUCCCCUGCAACCACAAGCCCUUCAAGCACUGCAGGUUCGUGGUCCACGGGCUGACCCCGGGGGAGAGCUACACGUUCCGGGUCCAGGCCGCCAACGUCUUCGGCCUCAGCGAGGAGUCCCAGGAGUCCUCGCCCAUCAGCGUGGAGCCGGCCCUCGGGUUAGGGGUGGAGUACGCGAGUCCCAGCGCGCCCUUCGGCAUCACCCUGCUGAGCUGCGACGGCUCCUCCAUGACUCUGGCCUGGAAGAGCCCCAAACACUGUGGCGGCUCCAAGGUCACCGCCUACUACCUGGACCAUCGCCAUGCCGACGCCCUGCUGUGGAGGGAGGUGAACCAGGAGGCCGUGAGGGAGGAGCACUGCUCUGUGGACAACCUGACUGAAGGAACCUUCUAUGAGUUUAAGAUCCAGGCCGCCAACAUGGCCGGAGUGGGCGUGGCCUCGGCCCCCAGCGCCCCCCUGAAAUGUGAAGCGUGGACCAUGGAGGAGCCAGGCCCCGCCUACGACCUGAGCUUCAGCGAGGUCAGAGGUCGGUCCCUGGUCCUCCUGUGGAAGGCCCCGGUCUACACCGGAGCCGGGCCGGUCACCGGAUAUUUGGUGGACAUGGCCAAGAAGGGCUCCUCAGAGUUCAUCACUCUGACUCAGGAGGCUGAGAGCCACCGUUACCUGCAGGUGAGCGGUCUGGAGGAAGGGGAAACCUACGUGUUCAGAGUUCGUUCUGUCAACUCAAGAGGAGUCGGGAGGCCCUCCGACCUGUCGGAGCCGGUCUGUGCCAAAGCUCUCCCAGGCACCCAGGAGAUCGUGGCCGGCGUGGACGAGGUGACCGGAGACGUCUUCCUGUCCCUGGAGGCCUGUGAGAUCUGCGAGACCUCCAAGUUCGUCUGGUCCAAGAACUACAAAGCCAUCGGCGACUGCCCCCGGGUCGUCGUCACGGAGACGGGCCGAAGCUCCAGAAUGACGUUCACCAACCCGGAUAAAGACGAUCUGGGCCGAUACUCCGUCGCCGUCACCGACACAGACGGCGUCUCCUCCAGCCAAACGCUGACUGAGGACGCCCUGAACGCGAUGCUGGAGCUCAGCUACGCCAUCAGACAUCCCGUCGUUCCUCUGAAACACGGCCUGAACUACGAGAUCUUGGAGAAGGGUCACGUCCGCUUCUGGCUGCAGGCCGUGAAGCUGUCGCCCGCCGUGUCCUACAGGUUCAUCGUCAACGACAAGGAGGUCAAAACCGGGGAGGGCAUCAAGAUCAGCCACGACGUGGCCACGGGGGUCAUCCAGAUGACGGUGGAUCACUUCACCAGAGCCAACGAGGGAACCUACACGGUCCAGAUCCACGACGGCAAGGCCAAAACCCAGAGCUCCCUGGUCCUGGUGGGAGACGUGUUCAAAGUCGCUCUGAAGGAGGCCGAGUUUCAGAGGAAAGAGCACAUCAGGAAGCAAGGUCCACAUUUCUCUGAGUACCUGUACUUCACCGUCAGGGACGACUGCACCGUCAUGCUCGCCUGCAAGGUGGCCAACGUGAAGAAGGAGACGUCCUUCCACUGGUACAAAGAGGACGAUGAGAUCGUUCCAGAAACUCCUCCCAAUGUGAUGUCCGGAGCUUGCGCUCUCCCCAUCCCUCUGUUUUCUAGGAAAGAUCAGGGCGUCUUCAAGGCCGUGCUCAGUGACGACAGAGGAAAGGACACGUCUCUGUUCGACAUAUCUGGAAACGUGUUUGACAACAUCAUCAACGCCAUCGCCCAGAUUGCCGGUGCGUCUGCCUCUGAGCUGGUGCUGCAGUGCACACCAGAGGGCAUCCGGCUGCAGUGCUACAUGAACUACUACACCGAGGAGAUGAAGACCGUCUGGAAGCACAAGGAGAGUAAGAUCGCCUCCUCUGAGAAGAUGAGGAUCGGGGGCACGGCGGAGAUGGCCUGGAUGCAGAUCUGUGAUCCGUCCGACAAGGAGAAGGGCAGCUACACCAUCGAGGUCUCGGACGGCGUGCAGACCCACGCCAGAACCUUCGACCUCUCCGGACAAGCAUACACCGAUGCCUAUGAGGAGUACCUGAGACUCAAGGCGGCAGCGUUUGCCGAGAAGAACCGGGGCAGAGUGGUCGGCGGUCUUCCUGACGUGGUCACGAUCAUGGAGGAGAAGUCCCUGAGCCUGACCUGCACCGUGUGGGGCGAGCCCACCCCCGAGGUCUCCUGGUUCAAGAACGAGCAGGAGGUCGCGUCCACCGAGCACACCAAGGUCACGUUCGAGGGCGGCAAGUUCGCCAGCAUGGUGAUCACCAAAGUCACGCCGGACGACUCCGGCAAGUACAGCAUCAACGUGCGGAACAAGUACGGCGGCGAGUUCGUGGAGAUCACCGUCAGCGUCUACAAGCACGGCGAGAAGUUGCCCGAGCCCAAACUGGGACAGCCCAAAGCGCCCGCGGCGGCCGCCACGCCCGCGCCGCCAAAGUCCCCGGCCACACCCACCAAGACCGCGACCCCUUCUAAGUCUCAGACCCCGGCGUCCAUGAAGAGCCCGACUCCAGCCUCCACCCCGGUGCCCAAGUCUCCAACCCCGACUCCAAAGUCUCCAACCCCGACUCAAUCGCGCGGCGUCAAGUCGCCCACCCCAACCCGAUCCAUGAAGUCUCCGACCCCGCCGAGGAAGUAAACGAUGGGGGGGGGGGGUUGCGUCUAAGCGGGGGGGUUCAUAGCAUGAGUGUGAAACCAGGAGGCGUUAAAGUUUAUGUAGAUGUAGUCUAAAGAACUUCAGGACGACCACUUGCAAAGUUUUAGAGACUUUGUGGCUACUAACGUACGGUAGAUU
Cyclopterus lumpus (lumpfish) is the source of this 4678-nucleotide messenger RNA. It is a transcript of the gene myom2a, whose product is annotated as myomesin 2a. Bases 41 to 4522 code for a protein of 1493 amino acids. Gene Ontology annotation, molecular function: protein binding. The transcript has 37 exons. The record is from RefSeq and is a predicted model, not a curated record. Lineage: Eukaryota; Metazoa; Chordata; Actinopteri; Perciformes; Cyclopteridae.